Medicago truncatula (barrel medic) is the source of this 1690-nucleotide messenger RNA. Its product is annotated as protein gamma response 1. The coding region runs from base 129 to 1589 and encodes 486 amino acids. The transcript has 3 exons. Gene Ontology annotation, biological process: DNA double-strand break processing involved in repair via single-strand annealing; DNA repair. Gene Ontology annotation, molecular function: damaged DNA binding. The record is from RefSeq and is a predicted model, not a curated record. Lineage: Eukaryota; Viridiplantae; Streptophyta; Magnoliopsida; Fabales; Fabaceae.
CUUCCCCUGUUUUGAAACUAAAUUGAGAAUCGCGCGCGAGAGUUUCAUUUCAAUUACAUACCCCUCAGUCUCAAAAGCCAAAACCUUCCUUCACCCUUUCUCGCAAUUCAAAACUCAACACUAUCAUCAUGGACGAAACCAACGCAAUAACAGAGCGAGUACCUCACACGCGCUCACCAAAAUCACCACCUCCAUCAUCGACGGCGAAAAACUCAUCUCCAGUCACCGACGAAAAAGUCGUCUCCGGUCUCAGCACACUCCUCGUCGCAUCAAUUCAAGAAGCCAAAGACAAAAUCUCCCAAAUCGAAUACGUUUUCUGCUCCCAACUCUACCCUAAUUUCCAAUCCACUUCCAAAAACUCCGACUCAAAACGUCGCCGUAUCACCGAACUCGAACACGAACUCGACGAAGGCAUGACGCUGCAGAAGAAUCUCCUUGAUCUAAUCCGUUCGAAAGAUUCUUUACUGAAAUCGUGCGAAGAGAAGCGGAAAACCGCGGUUGCGAAAUUGGAGAGUUGUGAGAGUGAAAACGCGCAGUUGUUAGGGAAAAUCGUUGAUUUGGAGGAGAGAUUAAGGUUGAAGGUGAAGGAUGUUGAGGUUUUGGAAUUGAAAUGUGAUGAGAAUGAAGGUUUGUGUGGGAAAUUGGUUGAAGAAGUUGAAUUGUUGAAGUGUGAGGUUAAGGAUGAGAAAUUGAAGAGGAAUCGGUUGAAUGAAGCGUAUAAGAGGCUUAAAUCUCAACAUGUUUAUUUGAGGAAAAAGGUUGGUCUUAAUGAGGAGAAUAUGAUUAGGGAGAGUGAGAGUGAUUUGGGGAAGAAUCAGAGUCCAAUUGUGGAACAAGGUGUUGCUUUUGAAGACCGUGAUACCGAAGUGGAUGUUUGUGUAAAUGCUAAAGUGAAGAUUGAAAUCCCAGAUGAAGAUUUUGAAGGCCUUGAGAAAAAAAUUCCUGAAGUUUUUGUUGCUGUGCGUGACAUAAAUGAAGUGAAGGAGAAGGCAUUGGAGGAUGACAAAGGAGCUCCUUCUUCCUCUUCCGGUUUCCAUGGUGUCCAAAAAUGUCCACCCAGUACAAAAUUAGCUUCUGUGUCUGGUACAAAGCGGCCUGCACCUUCCUGGAGGCAAACCCGGUCUCAUCAAAGUCGAGCAGGCAAUGACCUUCAUGAUGACUUUCUUGAUACUCCUCUUGAAAAUAUUAGAGAUAAUUUAAAUAAGGAUUUGAAUAAGGAAGAUCCCGCACAACCAAUUCAGAAAGACAUUAGCAUGGACAGCUCAGAUGACGAAACACAGGAUUUGAAUGCCAAAAGCAGUCCCCCGAAGAAGCAAUCUUCCAUUACAGUGGCCAGUAAAAAGAGUUUCAAGUACAUUGAGCCAGUGAGAAAGAAGGCUGAUCGCGAAAAUUUAAAAGGAGUCGACUGCAAACAAUGUAGGAAGUUCUAUGAAGCUGUUCUUCCUAAUGCUGAUGGUAAGGACCCCGAUAGCAAUAAGCAAAAUAGUCGUUGUGAGCAUCAUGAUGGUGUUUCUAGGCAUCGUUAUAAGUAUGUUCCUCCUUUGACUCCGGAAGGAUUUUGGAAUAUUGGAUUUGAAUCUGAAUUAUAAGGAUAAAUGCCUGAUUAGAUUACUGCUGUUCAAUCUAUACAUGGAUUCAAUAUUCAAAUUAACUUUUGGUAGAUAAAUAAAAAAUAAUCCGUUUUGAACAA